Messenger RNA from Cariama cristata (Red-legged seriema), 1434 nucleotides. RefSeq names its product glycerol kinase 5 (putative) (gene GK5). Gene Ontology annotation, molecular function: glycerol kinase activity. The transcript is spliced from 15 exons. Bases 109 to 1422 code for a protein of 437 amino acids. NCBI's taxonomy places the organism in Eukaryota, Metazoa, Chordata, Aves, Cariamiformes, Cariamidae. Gene Ontology annotation, biological process: triglyceride metabolic process; glycerol-3-phosphate biosynthetic process; glycerol metabolic process. The record is from RefSeq and is a predicted model, not a curated record. Gene Ontology annotation, cellular component: mitochondrion.
GUAGAAUCGCUUUAUCCUCGUCCUGGAUGGGUUGAAUUAGAUCCUGAAGUGCUGUGGAGUCAGUUUGUUGAUGUAAUAAAAGAGGCUGUACGAGCUGCGGGACUUCACAUGAGGCAAAUUGCUGCUCUUGGUAUCUCAACACAGAGAGGAACCUUCAUUACAUGGCACAAGAGGACAGGGAAACCUUUUCAUAAUUUCAUAAGUUGGCAAGACUCAAGAAGUGCUGAACUUGUGAAUUCCUGGAAUAAGUCCCUUCUGCUGAAGGUAAUCCAUGUUAUUUUUACAGUGCUUCAUUUCUUGACUGGGAAUGAUCGAUAUUUGGCACCAAGUUUUCUUACUUUUUCAACACAACACACUUCUAUGAAGUUGUCAUGGGUUUUUAAAAACAUACAUGAGGCUGAAGAAGCUGCCAAAAAAAAUAACUGCUGCUUUGGAACAGUUGACACGUGGUUACUGUAUAGAUUGACUAAAGGUUCUGUGUAUGCUACAGAUUACUCAAAUGCCAGUGCUACAGGUGUUUUUGAACCCUUUAUGAAAUGUUGGAACCCAACUUUGUGUAAUUUACUUUCCAUUCCAAUGUCUAUUUAUCCGCCAGUGAAGGACACAAGCUUCAACUUCGGAUCAGCUGACUCUGAAAUAUUUGGGGUACCUAUUCCAAUAAUGGCAGUGGUAGCAGAUCAGCAGUCAGCUAUGUUUGGAGAAUGCUGCUUUUACCCCGGAGAUGUUAAACUGACAAUGGGAACAGGUGGUUUCUGGAAUGUGAAUACUGGAGAGCAUCUCUUUGCAUCACGGAGAGGUCUGUAUCCACUGAUUGGUUGGAAGAUUGGGGAAGAAGUUGUUUACUUAACUGAAGGCUGUAUAUCAGACAUUGGCACUGCCAUAAAAUGGGCUCAGGAUAUAAAUCUUUUCACCAAUGUAGAUGAAACAGCAAAAAUGGCACGGAGUAUUAUUGAUUCUCAAGGCGUUUGUUUUGUUCCAGGUUUUCAGGUUUCUGUGAAUGACCCAUGUUUAUGUGCCUCUUUCAUGGGGCUGAAACCCUCCAUUACCAGAAACCAUCUUGUACGAGCUAUAUUGGAAUCUGUAGCAUUCAGAAACAAACAGCUUUAUGAUAUCAUUGUGAAGAAAGUACGCAUCCCUCUUCAAACUAUUCGAGCUGACGGAGGUGUCAGUAAUAAUAGUUUUGUCAUGCAGAUGACUUCAGAUUUAAUUAAUAAGAAAAUAGAAAAACCUGCAAACACAGACAUGUCUAGUCUUGGUGCAGCUUUUCUAGCAGGCCUUGCUUCAGGAUUUUGGACUGACAAAGAACAACUAAAGAAGCUAAGGCAAAUAGAAGCAGUUUUUGAGCCCCAGAAGGACUUGGAGGAAUACAAACCCGCUAUGGAUACCUGGCUACAAGCAAUGAAACACUCCCUGCACUGGUAGAAAUUGGCACUU